This is a messenger RNA of Kockovaella imperatae, 3488 nucleotides long. RefSeq names its product armadillo-type protein. The transcript has 11 exons. The record is from RefSeq and is a predicted model, not a curated record. Gene Ontology annotation, molecular function: small GTPase binding; nuclear import signal receptor activity. The coding region runs from base 116 to 3346 and encodes 1076 amino acids. Gene Ontology annotation, cellular component: cytoplasm; nucleus. Gene Ontology annotation, biological process: protein import into nucleus. NCBI's taxonomy places the organism in Eukaryota, Fungi, Basidiomycota, Tremellomycetes, Tremellales, Cuniculitremaceae.
AGCCAGGACGCCCCUCGAGUUGCAACCACUGUCCGACCUUGAUCCAAGCUCAUCUUUCCACGGAUCACUAGAACGGUCCACACAUCCGUGAGAUCUGGAGAAGAGAGCUCACAAGAUGGAUCCCUCCUACGUCCAAAACCUUCAUCAGCUCCUCGAGGCGACGCUGAACCCAGAUACCAAUGUCUUGCGAGCAGCCACCACCCAACUCAACACUCAAUACUACAAAUCCCCUCAAUGUAUCCCUGCUUUGUUCGAGAUCGCCGUGACUAGCUCCAACCAAGCUAUCCGUCAACUGGCUGGUGUCGAGCUGAGAAAGAGAAUCGCCAGCGGCGAAGGCAAGCUUUGGAAGAAGACAGAUCAGAGUACACGGACGCAAAUCAAAGAAGCUCUGCUUCAGCGUCUGACCCAGGAGCCAAGCGCUCCCGCUCGUCAUGCCCUCGCCCGAAUAGUCUCUGCCAUUGCCGACAUUGAACUCACUACUCAGCCUGUCCAGUGGCCAAGUCUAUUACCCGGUCUCUAUGCCGCUGCACGUUCGCAAGAUGCGUCUCAUCGUGAGAUAGCAGUCUAUGUCCUCUUUGCUAUCUUGGACACUGUCGCCGACUCAUUCGAAACGGAGCUCAAGAAUCUCUUCCAAUUAUUCGCUACCACCCUUCUUGAUCCCGAGAGCAACGCCGUCCGCAUGACUACCCUUCGAGGUUUGGCCAAGGUCGCAGAGUACAUUUCGACAGACGACAAACAUGAUAUCAAGGCUUUCCAGGAACUUGUGAUGCCCAUGUUGAAGGUCACUCAACAAGCUAUCAAUGAUGAAGACGAUGAGGGUGUCAAGCAUGCCUAUGAUGUGUUUGAAACAUUGAUGAUCCUCGACACACCGCUCGUCUCCAAACACGUCGGCGAACUCACUCAGUUUUUCCUGACCAAUGCCGCCAACAAGGACGUCGAUGAGACUAUGCGAGGAGGGGCUCUGAACGUUUUGGCUUGGAUCGUCAGAUAUAAGAAGAGCAAAGUCCAAGCUUUGGGACUCGCCAAACCCAUCAUCGAAGGCCUUUUGCCAAUCGGUUGUGAGGAUGACCCAGAAGACGUCGACGAGGACUCUCCAUCGCGCCUCGCAUUCCGAUGUCUCGAUGCUCUGUCCCAGGCUCUACCUCCUCAGCAAGUCUUCCCCGUCCUCACUGCCCAACUCCAAGUCUACAUGUCUGGUGAUGCGCGCAUGAGGAAGUCGGCCCUGAUGGCUUUCGGUGUCUCUGUGGAAGGCUGCAGUGAAUUCAUCAGGCCCCAUGUUGAUCAAUUGUGGCCAGCUAUUGAAGGUGGUCUCCAGGACGCCGAAGUCAUCGUCCGUCGAGCAGCCUGUAUUGCUCUCGGAUGCCUGUGCGAAUGGCUUCCAGAGGAGUGCGCCACUCGCCAUGCCACCAUCGUUCCCAUCCUCUUCAACCUCAUUGUCGACGAAUCGACCCAAAAGAAUGCCUGUACGUGCUUGGACUCGUACCUCGAGAUUCUUGGCGAAGACAUCGUCAACUACCUCACCCUGCUCAUGGAGCGCUUGUUGGUCUUGCUUGAAGGUGGUGCCAUCCCCGUCAAGAUCACCGUCACCGGAGCGAUUGGAUCUGCUGCCCACGCCGCCAAGGAGCGAUUCACACCCUACUUUGACCAAACCAUCAAACGACUUGUCCCUUUCCUCACGCUUCAAGGAUCCGACGAGCAAUCUGAUCUCCGUGGUGUGGCGACGGAUACCAUAGGUACCAUCGCUGAUGCGGUCGGCGCGGACAUCUUCAGACCCUACUUCCACGAUCUGAUGAAGUCUGCAUUCGAGGCUUUGACCAUGGACAACACUCGACUUAGAGAAUCCAGCUUCAUCUUCUUCGGCGUCAUGGCUCAAGUCUUUGAAGGCGAGUUCGCAGGAUACCUUCCUCAAUGUGUUCCCGCCUUGGUGGCCAGUUGUCAACAGAGCGAGUCCACCGACGAGCUACUCGAGGAUGGAGAAUCGUCAGGGGCCGCCAUCGCUGAGGCAUUCGCCAGUGGAUCCAGUCGAAUCCUCGACGAGGAUAUCACGGGAGAAGACGACGGUGAAACGGAUAUCAACGCCCUUGAUGCCAUGUUCGCAAAAGUCAACAGUGCCGUUGCGAUCGAAAAGGAAGUCGCUACGGAUACGAUUGGCGAACUGUUCACAGCGACCAAAGAGGCCUUCAUGCCUUACAUCGAGGAGACUGUUCAGAUCCUCAUUGAUCUUUUGGACCACUAUUACGAAGGAAUCAGGAAGAGUGCUGUUGGAUCCCUGUUCGCAUUCAUCAAGACUAUCUAUGACCUGUCUGAUCCCCAAGAGUGGAUUCCUGGAGCUGUGGUCCGCGUGCCAUUGCAUGUCGACGUCAAGAAAUUGGUCGAUCACAUUUUGCCAAAGAUCUUUGAGUUGUGGCAAACUGAGGAUGACAAAUCCGUCGUCAUUCUCGUCUGCUCCGAGCUGGCCGAGACUAUGAACAAGUGUGGACCAGCUCUCGUUGAGGGAUACCUCGACUUGAUCGCCACCAACGCUAUCGAGAUCCUCGAGAAGAAGUCGCUGUGUCAGCAAGACCCUGACGGUGAUGAUGAGAACGUCGAGGAUGCCGACUCGUCCGAAUAUGAAUCAGCCCUCAUCUCCAACGCCUCGGAUGUCUUUGGUGCCAUGGCGUCCAUUCUUGGACCAGACUUUGCUCAGGCCUUUGGCAAGGUCCUGCCGCUGAUUUCCAGAUACUCUGAACCCAAACGGAUCAGCUCAGAAAGAUCCAUGGCUGUGGGCUGUCUUGGAGAAAUCAUUGUCGGAUUAAAAGAUGGUGUCACACAAUUCACUCAACCAUUGCUCGAGAUCAUCUCUCGUGGUCUGCGCGAUGAGGAACCCGACGUUCGAUCCAACGCGGCUUUCGCUUCUGGAGUGUUGAUUCAAGAAUCAUCCCAAGAUCUCUCAUCUCAAUUCGUCCCCCUCCUCACUGCUCUCCAACCGUACUUUUCAGCUCCGGAGCAUUCGGCACCGGCAGUGUACAAUGCCAGGGAUAACGCAGCAGGAGCCAUCUCUCGAAUGAUCGUCAAGAAUCCGAAUGCUCUCCCUUUGGAUCAAGUCUUGCCGGUCAUUGUCUCCGUCAUGCCUCUACAGUUCGAUCCAUUGGAGAACAAGGCUGUAUACGCGGCCAUCUUUUCACUUUUCAGGACACGAUCCGAAUUGCUGAUGCCGCAUAUCGAUCACUUGCUCAAAGCUUUCGCGUAUAAUCUUGAUACCGCCCAUGAUGACGAUACGACAGACGAGACAAAGAAUGAAUUGAGAGCUCUGGUCGAGCAUUUGAGAACACAGGUACCGGACAAGGUCGCUCAAGCGGGAUUGUAGAUUAGGUGAGAUGAUGUACAUAGAGACAGGUAGAGAGAGACCAUAUACCUUAUAUCAUGCGCAUCACAUCACAUCAUACGUUGAUACGCUUUAGAUACCCCUCUCUUUUCUUUUCUUUUGUCGACAACACAUAAUGAUGCAU